ACACAAACAACCCAUUAAAAUCUCACUUGACUUUCAGCAAUGGCUUAUUCUACCAAGCUCUCUGCAACCCUUCUCAUCUUCACAAUCCUUCUCUACUCUUCAACAUACUCCAGUGCUUGCAGUACAUGCAAACCACCGAAACUACCCCCAAAACCACCAGCAUGCCCACCACCACCAAAACAGGCACCAACACCAAAAACACCAACACCAAAAACACCAACAACACCAACACCGAUAGCACCAACUCCAGCUAAAGAAACUUGCCCAAGAGACACGUUGAAGUUAGGGGUUUGUGCUGACCUUCUGGGGCUUGUGAACGUUCAAAUUGGAUCCCCAGCAAGCAGUCCCUGCUGUGCACUGCUUCAAGGUUUGGUUGAUGCAGAGGCUGCCCUUUGUCUUUGCACUGCGCUUAAGGCCAAUAUUCUUGGUAUCAACUUGAACGUGCCAAUCAGCUUGAGCUUGCUUCUUAGUGCUUGCCAGAAAGAAGUCCCUCCUAACUUCAAAUGCGAAUAAGAUGAUGAUUAUUGUGCUUUGUAUGCUUAAGCGGUCUUAAUAUUGACCUUUUCUUUUUCAAAAAAAAAAUAUAUGUAUUGGCGUUUGUACGUUUGCACUUUGUCUUGUUUUUCCUUUUAGUACUGCUGCCGAAUUUGGUACAAUAAGAAGGCAAAGCCUGUUUGCCUGAAUACAUAUGUAUUUAAAGCUUCUUGUUGUAAUAUAACUAGUUGUAAGAACAGAAGAACUAUAUUUUACUGCUUAUUUGAAACA
Molecule: messenger RNA, 765 nt
Organism: Fragaria vesca subsp. vesca
Lineage: Eukaryota; Viridiplantae; Streptophyta; Magnoliopsida; Rosales; Rosaceae
Product: 14 kDa proline-rich protein DC2.15-like
Exons: 1
Coding region: 40-513 (157 amino acids)
Source: RefSeq, a predicted model, not a curated record